This is a messenger RNA of Rodentolepis nana, 624 nucleotides long. Lineage: Eukaryota; Metazoa; Platyhelminthes; Cestoda; Cyclophyllidea; Hymenolepididae. The record is from the annotation of a GenBank genome assembly.
AUGCAUCAUUUAGCCGCCGUGGCUACUUCUAAUUCGCCAUCUUCUGGAGCUAAUCUACAAAAUUCUCAACAAUUACCUGACUAUAAAAUUGGAGCUGGUAAUUUAAUACUUGACGGAACCCCUCUAAAUAACGAUAACACUUUAAAUGACCAAGAAAACUCUGUUAUUGAAUUUGAAGCUCGGUUGAGCACACUGCCAAAAAUUCCAACUUCAAGACUUGGUAAAGGUGCAACCGCUCUUAUUGAAGGCGAUAAUAUUCCUUCAGUUUUUCCGCCUUCAUUUACCGUUGUACUCGGUAAUAUGCCUUCCUAUCUUUCCCACCGUCUCUUCACAUCCAGUACCUUCCAGCAAAUCUCCCAACCCGCAAACAAUGUUCCCAUUCAACCCUCCGCAGCUGCUAUUAUCGCUGCCCCAGUUGAUCCGAAAAUCUCAGGCUGUCUUUUCUACCCUAUUCUUGAAGCAGAUUCUCAUUCUCAUCAAGUUUCUUUUUAUUUUUAUCAACAGGUUGAUGAAUCCACAGCAGCUGUGGCCGAAUUGACGUCAGAAGUUCCUGCGGUAAACAUGAGCCAUGCUGAACAGUAUGAGGAGGAGGUUGAUGAAUCUAUCCAAAUCUCCACAUCAUAA